This is a messenger RNA of Carassius auratus (goldfish), 1436 nucleotides long. RefSeq names its product vesicle-associated membrane protein 8-like. NCBI's taxonomy places the organism in Eukaryota, Metazoa, Chordata, Actinopteri, Cypriniformes, Cyprinidae. Gene Ontology annotation, biological process: vesicle-mediated transport. The transcript is spliced from 3 exons. The record is from RefSeq and is a predicted model, not a curated record. Bases 217 to 525 code for a protein of 102 amino acids. Gene Ontology annotation, cellular component: membrane.
UUUAACGUGCAAUCUUUCUGGGAGGGGAAGCUCUGUUUGCAAAUGAGUUCUCUAGUGCUUCAUCCUGUUCUUCUGUGCUUGUGCCGUGGCUCACGGGGAUGAGACGUCUCUUCUAGAAACCAUUCCCUUCAAGAAAUGGUUGCAAACUGAGCCUGGACUCUUGGAAACCCUCUGUAUACAGUUGGACAUUUGAGGAAGUUUCACAUUAGUGUCAGAAUGGCUGACUACAACACCGAACCACAGGCGCCUAGCAAACUCAGCCAAGUUCAGGAUCAAGUCAAUGAUGUUAAAGGCAUUCUCGAAGACAACCUCAACCAAAUCCUGAAGAGAGGAGAUCGGUUAGACGACCUGAUCGUGAUAACGGAUGACCUGCAGGUCACGGCGGACUCGUUUCAAAAGACGUCCACGCGUGUUGCCAGAAAGAUGUGGUGGAGAAACACCAAGAUGAUGAUUAUAAUUGGAGUGGUUGUGCUUGCCAUCAUCAUUUUAAUCAUCCUGCUAGCAACACAAGUCAUUCCCUCCUAAUACAACCCAGACAUCCUUGCAGUCAUCUGUAUUCACUAGAAUGAAUGACCUCUUUUACUUUGAAAGUAGCUGGACACAUUUAUGUAAAGAUAAAUUGCUAUUUUUGUUAUUAAUAUUGACAUUUCUUGUGAUAUUCUAUAUAGAUCUGGGGAGAAUAUGUCAGGGGUAUGUGUGUGAGUGUGUAUAUAUAUGCAUGUAACACUUGCACAACAUUCACAUGCACAAACAAUGAACAAUACAUUUAUUACAGUGUGUAUUCAUCUAUGUUGAUGUUAGUUAAUGAGAAUACAGUUAUUCAUCGUUAGUUCUUGUUAAUUCUCAGUGCAUUAUCCAAUGUUAAAAAAACACAACUUUAGGUUUGAAGAACGCAUCAGUAAAUGUUGAAAGAUGAAGAAUGAUAAAUGUUGUGGAAGUGUUGUUCAUUCUUAGUUAAUGUUAUCUAAUCAACCUUAUUGUAAAGUGUUACGCAUAUGCAUUAUGUGUUUUUUCCUUGUUAGGGUGUUAUCCUUAUAUAAAGGGACAGAAAACAGCACGAUUCAUUACAACUGAAAAAUGUUGCAGGAUUUUUUUUUUGGUAUUGUUUCCUUUUGAGACUAUAAUCCCGGUGUUUGACCCAAGUAACACUAAAUAUAACAUCAUUUUUAAGGACAAAGACUUUAUGUAUAAUGCAUUAUAAAUGUAUUCAUAAUGUGCAUUGUAAUGCAUUAUAUCUUUUCAUAAAUAACGGUGUUAAAAUGCAUUAUGUGAAAAUAGUUUGUUGUCUUUCAAUGCAUUACACUUUCUGAAGAUGUAACAAUAGAGAAGUAUUAAAACCGUGGUUUUAAUUCUUCAUGAGAUGCCUCAAAGUGCAUUACAAGUUAUUAAAACUACUUUUAUUGUGCAUUAUAAUGACUUGCAAAAAUAAUUUCUAA